Hirundo rustica (Barn swallow) is the source of this 3415-nucleotide messenger RNA. It is a transcript of the gene FGF6, whose product is annotated as fibroblast growth factor 6. The transcript has 4 exons. NCBI's taxonomy places the organism in Eukaryota, Metazoa, Chordata, Aves, Passeriformes, Hirundinidae. Gene Ontology annotation, biological process: cell differentiation; animal organ morphogenesis; positive regulation of cell population proliferation. Gene Ontology annotation, cellular component: cytoplasm. The record is from RefSeq and is a predicted model, not a curated record. The coding region runs from base 1 to 621 and encodes 206 amino acids. Gene Ontology annotation, molecular function: fibroblast growth factor receptor binding; growth factor activity.
AUGGCCACGGCACAAAGACUGCUCGUCACUAUGUCCUGCGACGCCGGCGCUCAGCGGACGUUGCCUGCGUUCCUUCUCCUGGGUUUGCUAGCCGGGAUUGCUGCCACGCACCCAGUUGUAAGCAGAACUAAUGGCACAUUGCUGGAGAGAGGAUGGCAAUCUCUGCUGUCCAGGUCCAUGGCUGGGAUGUCAGGGGAGAAGGCAGAUGUGAACUGGGAAAGUGACUAUUUGCUAGGAAUCAAGAGGCAGCGGAGGCUUUACUGCAACGUGGGCAUCGGGUUUCACCUUCAAAUCCUCCCAGACGGAAGGAUAAGCGGAGUUCACAAUGAAAACCAAUACAGUCUCUUUGAAAUAUCCACUGUAGAAAGAGGUGUUGUAAGCCUGCUUGGUGUGAAAAGUGCUCUCUUCAUUGCAAUGAACAGCAAGGGCAGGUUGUAUGGGACGGCUGUUUUCCAAGAUGAGUGCAAAUUCAGGGAAACCUUGCUGCCCAAUAACUACAACGCGUAUGAAUCCAACGUUCACCGCGGCGCUUACAUAGCCCUGAGCAAACACGGCAGGGUGAAGAGAGGAAACAAGGUCUCUCCUGCCAUGACAGUGACCCACUUCCUACCAAGGAUAUGAGCACCAGCAAAACAGAAGAUUAAAUCCCAGGACAAACUGUUUCGUUUUGCACAUGGGGAAUAACAUCCCAGAGAAAAAUGCAAGCUGGAGUGCAAAGGAAGUUUUUGGAGGAUGCGGAACGGCUGUGGGCAACCAUCAAAUCAUAGGUGAUUUACUAUUAUUUACCUCAGAUAAUAACCUCUUGUAGCACGCUGUUUACAUAUCAUGGGCCAAAUCACCCAAUGAUUUUGCUCCACCAGAGCUUCAGGCAGCUCACUCCAUCUGAAUAUCUGCCUGCACCCCCCUCUACAGACUGUGUCCUGUCCCCAAAAGUCCUCAACCUGUUUUGAUCAUUAAGGUGCCAAUUCCACAACUGUUUCUAAACAAGCGAAUUGUUCCCGGAGCCCCUCUGUCUCUGAGGGGAUUCUCCAGGGUCUCUUCACCUGGACUGGUUGGAAAAAUGAAGACCUACAAUCAAUAUCCCAUGGGAAGGGCCACAGGAUAAAUCACAGACGGGUCCCAAACGCAAAACUGAUUUGGAGCUGAGGAUUUUGAACGGCAUUUUGUGAGCUUAGUUUAGACUUACCUCCAAGAUAGAUGUGUACAUCUUUAAUAUUAAUAUUUGUAUAUAUAUAGACAUGGGAUGAGUGAGUGUGCAUCUGUGUAAUUACAUACUUUUAAUGAAUCAAUCAUCCCAGUCUCCUGAUGCCCAGGUGCCUUUAUAUAAAAGAAAAGAAAUAUUUAAAGACACUCUCUUUCAUUUAGCCUGAAUGUUGUUAAUCUCUAAGAACUAGAAUUGGUCUGUGGGGUUGCAUUUUAUAAAAUAUAAGAAAUUAAUGGAAAAUUCCAGCAAAGGGUUAUUUUGGAAAACUCUGUGUUGAAUUUUCACUGUCUUAAGUAUAUUUGGUUCUUCUCUAUCAUACCUCCCUGAGGUAUGAAGGACAGAGAAAGAAGGAGACUGCACAAGCAUGCCUUCCUAUGUUGGGAGAGAGGAAUUCGUGCCAUAAUUCCAAUUUCUGUCACUUGCAAAGCAUCAGUUACAAAGACAACACAGCAAGCUGCAUGAAAAACUCUUCAAAGCUCUUCUAGAAGCGGUGCAAAUGGCACUUAACCUUGCCUUGCUAUUUUGACAACCCUUUUCGAGAUCACCAAUGAAGCUGCAUUCUCCAUGCCUUUGAAAGAGUAUUUUAAGAGGCCCUAAGUCAAUAGUCACUAUAAAUGUCAGUUACCAGAAGCCUUGGGAUUCCUGCAUUGGUGGCGUGCUCCUAAAUUUGAAACUAGAUUCAAUGCAAUGUCAGAGCAUGGGCAUUUUCAGCAUAGAUGGACCAUGCUGCUGCAGAAGUGAAUAUCUGAGUGCAAGAUUAUCUCCCACGUCCAGCCAAAAUGGGGCUAUGUCCAGCCUUGACAUGCCAUUCUAUUUGCAGGGGCUGUCUAUUCGUGAUGAAUUUGAGCCUUCUGACAUGCAUGAGAGACACUGUCAGGGCCAGAUCCUCAGCUGGAGUAAAUCAGCCCAGGAAAACGAUCAGUUUAUAGCUGCAGAAGAUUUGGCCCAAAGAACGUACCCACGUGGAUGUACUCACCACCACCAUUCCCGAGAAGCUCUCAAGGCAAUUGUUUUGUGAACAAGAUGCAGUUUUCUAGCAUCUCCAGUGUGAUUAUACUUGAAUUUAUCUGGUUCAAAUGCAAGUGAUGAUCACAGUGUAAAUGAGGAGCAAAAUAGAGUGGAAUGCUGCUCACAAUACAGGAAUGGGAUGCUUUGGAAGGAAGGGAGUUGAAAGGAAUUGCUCUUCAUUUUCUGGUCUUGCAGUAUUUCAGAGAGAAGCCAAGAUGACACACUUUGUUCACCCACAACAUGCGCAGCAGUUUGCUUUGGAGAAAUGUGCCUUUGAAGUGAAAAAUCAGGAUGUUUUGAGUAGGGAGAGAGUGGGUGAAAGAAAAGUUUGGAGGGUAUCAGGCAGUACAUUGACCUAGAAUCCCUAGAGGUACAGAGAGUUGUGUUGAAAUACAUUACCUGGCAACCUGUAUCCUGGUGUUAUAUUCUUAAUUGUCUUUGAAAUGAAGUGUGAAGAAGUAUGGAAGAGUCCAGGGAUGUAGAAGGAAACAGAUGCUGGCACACAAGUUUGUUUCUGAUCACAGAUUAAUCCAGCAUCCUUAUGACAGGAUAGCCUGUUCCCUCUUAAACCAGGUCAGCCUAGAGAAAGUGAUUUUUGCCAGGACUGGUAAGCAUUGGGACAGCUGGCACAGAAGGUGGGAAUCAGACUCACUGGCUCUGUUUUGCACACACUGGUCAAGGGAGGACGACCUGUAGACGAAGUCACAAGAAGUCAGAACAAGAGGAAACGGCCUCAAGCUGUGCCAGGAGAGGUUCAGAUUGGACAUCAGGAAGAAUUUCUUCACUGAAGGAAUGGUCAGGCAUUGGAACAGGCUGCCCAGAGAGGUGGUGGACUCACCAUCCCUGGAAGUGUUCAGGAAAUGACUGGCCCUGCUCUGGUUGACAAGGUAGGACUUGAUGAUCUUGGAGGUGUUUUCCAGCCUCAGUCAUUCUGUGAUUCUAUAAAUCUGUUUAGUCACAGCCUGCUAGGCUGAGACCGUUCUUACGAACUGCAGAAUGUUUUGGAUGCAGUUUUGGUGGGCAUUUGGAAAGUCCCAUCAGUCACUCGGCUGAGUUUCUCUUUACAUCACUGCUUUUUUCCUCAUUACACCUCAAUGCCAGCCAGAUCAACCCAGAAAUCACAGCUGAAAUCAAAGAAGGGUAUGUGAAAGCUCAUGAAACUAAAGCUCAUGAAACUAAAGGGAUUUCCCAAAUCAGGGCCAA